AUGGCCACCAUCUUGAGUACUGGCAGAGGGAAAGUCCAUUCACUGGCUCUUCAAGUAUCUGCCUGGAACACUCCCUACUGGGGAUGUGCCCAUAACCAAGACAAGGCACCUCUAUCUAAGAGUCUUUUACUGGUCCCCAGUGCCCUGUCUCUUUUGCUGACUCUACUCCUGCCACACUGUCAGAGGUUCUUCCUGUAUGACCUCCAAGCAGUCAAGGAUGACUUUCAGAUUUGGAGGCUGAUAUGUGGAAGAAUAAUUUGCCUUGAUUUGAAAGAUAGUUUCUGCAGUAGUCUGCUUAUUUAUAAUUUUAGGAUAUUUGAAAGAAGAUAUGGAAGCAGAAAAUUUGCAUCCUUUUUGCUGGGUUCCUGGGUUUUGUCAGCCUUGGUUGACUUCAUCCUCGUUGAAGCUAUGUGGUAUUCCUUUGGUAUCACUGCAUCCAGGAAUUUGCCUUCUGGAUUCCUGGCACCUGUGUUUGCUCUGUUUGUACCAUUUUACUGCUCCAUACCGAGAGUCCAAGUGGCACAUAUUCUGGGCCCGUUGUCCAUCACAAACAAGACAUUGAUUUAUAUAUUGGGACUGCAGCUUUUCACCUCUGGUUCCUACAUCUGGAUUGUAGCCAUAAGUGGACUUAUUUCCGGUAUCUGCUACAACAGCAAAAUACUACAAGUUCAUCAGGUGCUGUACAUCCCAAGCUGGAUGGCAAAGUUCUGUUCUUGGACACUUGAGCCCAUCUUCUCAUCUUCAGAACCUACCACUGAAGCCAGAGUCGGGAUGGGGGCCACAGUAGACAUUCAGAGGCAGCAAAGAAUGGAACUGCUCGAUCGGCAGCUGAUGCUUUCCCAGUUUGCACAAGCGAGGCGACAAAGACAGCAGCAGGGAGGAAUGAUCAAUUGGAAUCGACUUUUCCCUCCUUUACGUCAGCGACGAAAUAUAAACUAUCAGGAAGGUCGGCGGGCUGAACAACAAGCAUCUCCUCCUCUAGAAGUUUCUGAGGAACAGGUGGCCCGGCUCAUGGAGAUGGGAUUUUCCAGAGGCGAUGCUUUGGAAGCCCUGAGAGCUUCGAAUAAUGACCUUAAUGUGGCCACCAACUUCCUGCUGCAGCACUGACCGUCCCCACGGACAACACUGGGACUGGCCGAGCCGCUGACCACAGCGGGCGCCAUCCCUGCUCCUGUGUCAGCCGGAGGCUCCUGCGUCCAGUGAUGUUCUUCUCCGGCGAAGGGCGGGUCCCGCUGCUCCCUCGCUAAUUCAAGGUCGUUACUGUUCGGGUAUGGAAAAUCAGUUUCAGUACUCUAAAGUAAGUUUGCCAUUAAAUUAGCAUGUAUUUUCUGUCUUUGCUUUUUUAUUGGGUGUUUUCCUUAGUUUGGAGAAUCAUCACUCAUUCCUAAUGUGUUUAAAAUGCAUUAAAAUUGCAGCUGUCUGCAAGCAGUUGAAUAGCACUCCAGAUGGGAAAUUACUGCUAUUGUAAUAUUAUCCUUUUUCUUAUAAUGCAUCAUCCUACGUUAUAUCUCACCAUAAACGCUGUAAAAGGAGAAAGGGAAUGCUAUUCAGAAAGGACAUGUCAGGUUGUCCCUUAGGGACCUUUUUCAUCGCUGUUUUUUCCCCCUCAAAUUUGUUUUCCAGCCCUAAUGGCUGUUCAUUGCCACACUUCCUAGGGGUACCUGUCUGCUGCCCGCAGUAUUGGCCGGGCCUUGGUGAUGAGGGAGACACGGAGAACUAACUCCUACCCUGAUCCAGCCCUUUCUUGUCCAGGGAAUUUUUCCCAACUCCUCCCCACCUCCUGAUAACCAGUUACUGACUCUAGGUUCUGGAAUACUCCAUGACACUUACCUGGAGUGAACUUUGCUUAGAGUAUCCACAGUUAUCCACCCAGGUUAGGGGGGAGUGGGUCAGAAGAGAAAACAGAAUGGUGGGCAGGCUGGGCCAAUAGGGCAGGCGCUCCUGGCCUAGGGCAGACUGGGACCUGGGCUCCAGGCAGUCACCUGAGGGGCAUGUCAUCGCCGUGGAGAUGGUGGGAGGCCGGAAGGGGCGAGGCUGAAGAGACCUAACACAGGUGGCUCAAGGUUUAAGGAAAUUGUACGACUGUGUUCUGCAAAAUGAGCAGAAAUGUAUCAAAUUGACGUGAAUUUGGACAUGUAUGAUACUUACAAUAAAGUUUUUAACGUGCAUUA
This is a messenger RNA of Myotis davidii, 2171 nucleotides long. RefSeq names its product UBA domain containing 2 (gene UBAC2). Gene Ontology annotation, molecular function: serine-type endopeptidase activity; protein binding. The transcript is spliced from 10 exons. NCBI's taxonomy places the organism in Eukaryota, Metazoa, Chordata, Mammalia, Chiroptera, Vespertilionidae. The record is from RefSeq and is a predicted model, not a curated record. Bases 1 to 1107 code for a protein of 368 amino acids.